Messenger RNA from Epinephelus lanceolatus (giant grouper), 4523 nucleotides. RefSeq names its product solute carrier family 2 member 3a (gene slc2a3a). NCBI's taxonomy places the organism in Eukaryota, Metazoa, Chordata, Actinopteri, Perciformes, Serranidae. Gene Ontology annotation, molecular function: D-glucose transmembrane transporter activity. The record is from RefSeq and is a predicted model, not a curated record. Gene Ontology annotation, biological process: response to insulin; dehydroascorbic acid transport. Gene Ontology annotation, cellular component: apical plasma membrane; basolateral plasma membrane; plasma membrane.
GCGGUGAUGAUGCAAAAGAGUCACGGAUGUCUGCACGUAGAAGCGGAGGGGCGGGGUCACGUCACGGCAUCCCAGCAUUCCAGUUUUUCAUAGGUUGAUGGCGUAGGCUGGGGGGAAAAGAAAUAAUAAAAACAACUGCGUGCGGGUACGUGCGGUUCACCUCGCAGCCGCCGUAUGUGACGUGACGGAUUCAGAGAGAAAAAGGAGGGAGGCACCGCUGCAGCAGUGUAUCAUUGUCCGUCCUGUAGUCACGACAGCUGAGAGCGCCGGCGGGCGGGUCCUGCAAAGCUUUCAACCACCACCUGAAGAUCUCCUCUCUGCAGCCUUCAUUUUGAGUGAAAUUUAGUCCGGUGAUCAUCCAGAUUGUUUCCAGAAGAUGGAGGAGCAGCAGGGAAAUCAGGUAACAGGUUAUCUCCUGUUCUCUCUGGGCACCGCCGUCAUCGGCUCUCUGCAAUUUGGUUACAACACAGGAGUCAUCAAUGCUCCGGAGCAGAAACUACGAUCAUUCUUCAACGAUACCUGGGUCGAGCGUUAUGGAGAGCCAAUCUCUGCGGGGGUAUGUACCAUGGUCUGGAGUGUUGCUGUCGCCAUCUUCAGUGUGGGCGGCAUGGUUGGCUCCUUCAGCGUAGGCGUCAUGGCAAACCGAUUUGGCAGGCGUCGCUCCAUGUUCCUGGUGAACUCCCUGGCUGUGAUCGGUGGCCUCCUCAUGGGCUUCUCCACUAUCUGCUCCUCCUACGAGAUGGUUAUUGCCGGUCGCCUGAUCAUCGGCCUGUUCUGUGGUCUCUUUACCGGUCUGACUCCCAUGUAUGUGGGGGAGGUGUCACCCACUCCCUUACGAGGAGCCUUCGGCACUCUUCACCAGCUCGGUGUGGUGGUGGGCAUCCUGAUCGCUCAGAUCUUUGGUCUGGAGGCUCUGCUGGGCUCAGCCAAGCUGUGGCCCCUGCUGCUGGCCCUCACUGUGGCCCCUGCUGUCCUGCAGUGCAUCCUGCUGCCCUUCUGUCCCGAGAGCCCUCGCUUCUUGCUCAUCAACCUCAAGCAGGAGGAGCAGGCACGUAAAGCACUGGUGCGUCUGCGUGGCAGUGAGGAUGUGAGUAAAGAUCUGCAGGAGAUGAAGGAGGAGAGCGCCAAGAUGGCCAUGGAGAAAAAGGUCACCAUCCCGGAGCUUUUCCGCUCUGCAGCGUAUCGUCAGCCCCUCCUUAUCGCUGUCAUGUUGCAGCUCUCCCAGCAGCUGUCUGGGAUCAACGCUGUGUUCUACUACUCCACAGGCAUCUUUGAUUCAGCCGGUGUCAAACAGCCCAUCUACGCCACCAUCGGAGCUGGCAUCGUCAACACUGUCUUCACUGUUGUAUCCCUCUUCCUGGUGGAGAAGGCAGGACGAAGGACUCUGCACCUGCUGGGACUGGGUGGAAUGGCGAUCAGCGCUCUGCUCAUGACCAUCUCCCUCCUGCUGAAGGACCUUCCCGUGAUGAGCUACAUGGCCAUCAUUGCUGUUAUGCUUUUUGUGGCUAUGUUUGAGCUUGGCCCCGGUCCAAUCCCAUGGUUCAUUGUGGCCGAGCUGUUCUCUCAGGGGCCUCGUCCAGCAGCCAUGGCUGUGGCUGGCUGCUGCAACUGGACGGCCAAUUUCCUGGUUGGAAUAAGCUUCCCAAAACUAGUGGAGGCAUGCGGGCCUUGGGUAUUCCUCAUCUUCACCGCCUUCCUAAUCAUCUUCUUCAUCUUCACCUUCAUCAAAGUCCCAGAGACGAAGGGUAAGACCUUCGAUGAGAUCGCUCGCAGCUUUGGUGGCGGCCCGCCUCCCACCUCCUCAUCUGUUGAGGAUCCUCCUGCCACUGCCAGCGCCGCCACAACGCUUCCUGCUUCACCAGUGAAGGAAAAGGUCCCGCUGGUGGAGGCGCCACCGCCGGCAGCAGCAGCAGUAGUUGAUCCACCCCCGGCAGCUGAAACCACACCCCUUGAUGUUAAAUCCAAAUCAGCAGUGCAGGAGAGUGUGUAGAGCAGCUGUAGGUAGAGUUUAAUGGGUGAAGGGGGUUAUGAAUGAAGGAAGAAUCACAGAGAUUACAAAAGUGCUGUAAAUUGUAAUUAAUUAUCAAACCUUGGAACAAUAGAAACUUUAUAAUUUUAAUACCAAAAAUGGCAGCAUUAUCAGCUUAGAGGUGUUGACCUUUAAAAGGUCAUGCUUUCUGCUUUUGUGGUAGACUCCUUAUUAGUCUCUGACAUUUCCUCAACUUCCUUCUUUUAUAUCCUCCCUUCCUCACCUGUGAAAGGGAAGCAGUCACUGUACAAUGCUACAGAUUAAAUCUACUGUACAUUCCUAGGAAUUAAGCUACAUUCAUUAAAAGGGUGAGUCUUUUUCAAGACAGCUGUGUGUCUAGUCAGGGCGGCACUUUUCCAACACAAAUGCAGGUUGUGUUAAUGGAAAGUGUUGCUGUCCAGGCAAAGGUCCAGGUUUAAAUGUCCGUCACUGCAGACUAGAAGCAGAAUGUGUUGACAACGGCACAGCCUUUUGUUUCCAGACAUGCUAAGUCCAUUCUGAGUUCAGGUCCAUGUAGUGCAAGAGGCAACAUGGAUAGCGAUGAUGCACUAUUUAUUUAUUUAUUUUUUAUUUAAUGUAUUUUGAAAGUUUAGACAGGCAUUGUAGUAUAUAUUAUAGUGCAAUAUAACUUGAUAGUUUCAUGUAGUGAUAUUUAAUGAUCUGUUAAUUCUUCUAGUGUUUUCGGAAGUGUUUUCAGAAGGGAUUUUUAGAAUUUAUGUUCUGCCUUCAGCUGUUAAAUAUGAGCUGACAAGCUGUGGAGCUUUUUAGCAAUGCCAAAGUACUGAACUUUAAUUUCCACCUGGUGAACACGUGUAACUUUAAAUGUGUUUCAGUUUGGGAAAUUAGCAGCAGCAGCCACAGGUCUCAAGUUUAUUCAUUCUGAAAGCUGGUUAAAGCUGUAAUCCACAAGUUUGUUCAACUUUAUUUAGUUUAGCACCUUGUUCUGCUUUUUCUUGAAUUUAGGUAAAAGGAAUACAAAAUGAUCAUUUGCAUAUCAAUGUCCUACCCUGUGUAACACUGAGUUCAUGAAGAAAACUUUGCUCCACAGUGAACGAAGAAUCCAAAAACAGAGAAAAUGCUCAGUGGUUUGAAGCCAAUGGAGGCAGCGUUUAACAACAGCAAAACUAUAUCACAAAGCUGGUUUAUAAACACUCACACAACUUGGCCUUAGUACAAUCUGAGUUAGCAAACAUUGGUCUGACGUUGACGUUUCCUUGGCCCAAACUGGUCCCGGUCAGACACCAAAAUCUGAAACGUGGUGAUACGGCAAAUGGCCAGAUGAUGGUGUUAUUUCCACCUCCAAUUCCAAGAAGCCCAUUCAGAUUCUGUCUUACAAGCAUAUUAUUAUAAUAUUGAUCAUAUUAUUGCUGUGAAAAAGCAAAUAGAUACAUCUUUGUUUUGUUUUUUUUGUAUCACAACAAUGAUUUAUUGACAAUUUUAUUUCUUUGGUUGUGGAAUGGUUGUAAUCAGAUGGCCACACCAUGAUGUCCACUCCAAGUGCAAAGAGUAGUAUUACUGGACGCCCAUUUUUUUUUAAAAAAAAAAAAAAGUGGGUUUUUUUGCAUUCUUGCCUUCAAUUGAUAGGACAGUAUUAAGUGUGAAGGGGGAGUAUAUGCAUUUGAACUCUGCUAAUGCUUUCCAUUUAGCAGAGUUCAAACGAAUGUGUUUUCUCAGGCACGCUACAUGCAUGAGACUAUUUAUUCAGAAGUGUUUUAAAUAGAAAGGUUUUUGUGAAAAUGCAUGUGUUUGGGAAGUACUGAGCAUAUGACUGCAUAAAUGAGACCUGGAUUAUGCGGCACCGGUUGUUUGAGAAGUUGUAAACAUAUGUUUUGAUAUAAUUUUGCUGUUGUUAGAUGCGGCCCCCUUUUAUCAUCAAGAAUUUUCGUCUUUGGUUUCUUUGUUCAAAAAAGUUUUCCUGAAGAAUUCAUCGUAACAUGGGGUGAAUAACUGCUGUUCAAAAGGUCUUUUUGUGGAUGAAAUAUGCGUUUAACUGAGUUGGUGCUGAGUUCAGUCCAAACAAACAAAUUUCCUGUUUACCAGAGAAUUUGGUUUAAAAAAAAAAAUCAUUCACUCCUUAUUGAUUCAAUUUCCACUCAAAUUUAUGAAUAGACAAAUACAUAUUCUGUUGUUAAAUCUUGUGGAUUAUUGCUUUAUUGCAUUGGUAAAUUACUGCAAGCAUUUUAGGACAUGCUAUGACUGAGGCCUGUGGACAAAAACAUGUCGGCUGGAUUGUCAUAGAUUACAGUAGGGUAAUGUGCAAUGUAUAUUAUUUUUUGUUAGAGAGAAAAUUAUGAGUAUUUAUUUCCUUAGAAAUUAAUUUUUAUAUGAAGUAUAAAAUUAUAAUACACUAAAGCCAGUUUAGAAUCGUAAUGCUUUCCAGAUUAGCCCAAGUAAUGAAAAGCUAAAUGAGUCUGCAGUGAGCUUUUCCUGCUGUGGUGGAGUAAACCUACAUCACAUGAAGUGCAACACUGUAAAUCUCAUUUGUUACUCUCUG